Molecule: messenger RNA, 3162 nt
Organism: Morone saxatilis (striped sea-bass)
Lineage: Eukaryota; Metazoa; Chordata; Actinopteri; Moronidae
Product: leucine-rich repeat-containing protein 15
Cellular component (GO): plasma membrane
Molecular function (GO): protein binding
Source: RefSeq, a predicted model, not a curated record
CAGGUUCUGGACCUGACUAAAAAUCAGCUGAAUGUCUUCCUAUCCCUCAACCCAGUUUGGCCCAAUAUGACGAAGCUGUUUAAGCUUUUACUACGUGGCAAUGGUCUGACGGUUCUACACCCUGGUCAGUUCCUAAACUGCCCUGCUCUCAUAAUACUGGACCUGAGUGAGAACCAGAUCAAAUAUCUACCAAUCGGAUUCCUCCAUGGAUUGGCUAAUCUAAAGACACUGUAUGUGAACUUCAACCAGAUUCAAAUGUUACAGGUUGGUGGAUUGCAAGGAGCCUUUGCCCUCGCUAGCCUCUACUUAAGCCAUAAUAACAUAACAAAGAUAGAGGAAGGUGUGUUCAAGAACUCAGCUGUGCUGGAGAAACUUGUUCUGUCCAAAAACAGAAUCACAAGUGUGGACGAGGCCAGCUUCAAAGGAGCGACAGGUCUCCUACACCUCGACCUGAGUGGCAACAUGCUGGUCACUGUUCCAGCUGCAGCACUGAGGGAUGUAAACAGGCUCCGGCAUCUGUAUCUACAGUCAAACAGCCUCAGCAGCCUUCCAGAGGAAUGCUUCUCCUCACUGAGCCUGUUGGUUAUUCUAUACUUGAGAAACAACAAGCUGACCACUCUGUCUGAGGGAUCCCUGAGAGGUCUGACCAUGCUGAAAGAGCUGGACCUCAGUGUCAACCUCAUAGAUUCUCUUUCUUCUAAAGUCUUCAACAACCUGAGCAGCCUUGAGUCACUUGAUUUGUACAGGAACAGACUUACAUCUCUUCCUCUGGAUGUAUUCAGUAACUUGAAAAACCUGGGAGAGCUGCAGCUGGACAGCAAUCAGAUCUCUGUCAUACCAGUUGGGGUGUUUGAUCUGCUGUCCAGCCUCAAAGAGCUACAGCUGUCGAACAACAGCAUCGGGGAGCUCCACCCUGCUAUUUUCAACAAGCUCAAGUCACUACAGAACCUGUACUUGGAGCACAAUGCUCUUAGGCACCUUCCCAAAGGUAUUUUCCACAAGAUAAGGAACCUCAAGGAAAUACACCUCAAUGACAACCACAUCAAGUCUCUACAUCCCUCAGUCUUCCAUGGUUUGGUGAAACUAUAUUUGUUGAGUCUCUCCCGCAACCAUCUCUCCUCUCUACACCAGGCCCAGUUCAGUGACCUUGUCAGUUUAAAAGAGUUAAAACUAGAUGAAAAUCGCAUAGAUAACCUUAACAAAGGGCUAUUCAUGAAUCUAACAAAUCUUAUAACACUGGAUCUGGAUAACAACCGUAUCUCAGAGCUGUCUCCUGAUGACUUUGUAAGGUUGACCCGCCUUAAAGACCUCAUGCUGAACUUCAACCAGCUCCAUUACAUCCCUUUCAACACCUUCUAUUUCCUCCGAAACCUUCGCAGGCUUAUGCUAAAUAACAAUAGCCUGGACAGUUUACACCCUCAGCUCUUUGCCCAACUUUCAAACCUAACAGAACUCCACUUGGAUGGAAACAAACUGGAUCACUUGCCGCCUGAUGUAUUUCGAGGACUUUCAAAUCUCCAGAAACUGAGUCUGAAGUCCAACCGGUUCAGAUCAGUGGAGCACGGGACUUUUGAGUUCUUAAGAAACCUGAAUGCCGUCUAUCUGUCAGGUAAUCUGUGGGAUUGCACAUGUGCACAUAUUGUCUACAUCAGCUGCUGGGUCGACACGCACAGAGACAAGCUCGGAGACCAACCCAUCUGCUUGCUCUCCUCAUCGUCAAACUGCACUUCUGCACACUCUCCUUACUCACCCUUCACCAGCUCUACUCAGGAUACACCGGUCUCACAGGAAGCUCUCUCUCCCCUGUUGUUACAAGAUCAUUGCAUUACAAGUGCUGCAAGUGGCUCAUCACCUUCACUUCCUCUAGAAAUGCUGAAUCUGCUCACAUUUGUUCUUGUAGCUGUCAGCCCAAUGUGACAUCUUUUGUCGCGGUUAAGUCCUCUUCUUUGCUUUUCCUGUCUGUUCUUGUCUUUGCACCACAAUCUCAAUGUAUUGUAAGUUGGAAUAUCUGUAGAUGAAUUCAACAACUGUGUAAGAUACAUUCAGGGAAAAUUUACACUGUAAUAAUGUGAUCAUGCCAAAGGGUAACAUUUGAAAGCAUUAAGAGGAUUCUUGCAAAACUGGGAAAUAACUCUUAAGACCAUUAAAUCUGGGUAUAUUAAAUGUGUAUGAACAUUUAUGCUUUGGUAUGCAAAUUCUAGCAAAAAUACCUCAACACUGGACAUCAUGGACUCUAGUCUAGUGACUGGUUUUGUAUCUUGAUAUUGAGUUAGAGUCUUACUUAAAGGCAGUGAGGGUUGAGCAUGUGUUCAUAAAUACUGUAAAAAUAAUUGUCGAGUGUGUUUGUGUGUGCAUUUGAUUUGUACAGCAUAACACUCAAAAAGAUUUUAAACUCUUUAUGCUUCUUCCAAUGCAUUGUAAAAAUCAAUAAAACUCACAAGAUUUCAAUUUCAAUGUUUAUCAGUUUGACUCACAGUCACAAAGUUGAGAUAUAACAAAUAUACACUCCACAAGAGAAGUUACAGAGGAAACAUUCUGAACAUCAGUGAGCACAUCAGCUCUAAUAAAGCACUCAAGGCAACUUUGUUUCCAGAAACUCACAGUUGUAUUGUAUGAAAAAGGGCAGGAAAGCACUCUUCAAGUUGGUUAAUAAAUGUCAGUCUUAAAAAUUCAAAAGGGUUGUUUAAAAAUCAGGAAUCUCAUUUUAUAUCUCUUAGCAAAAUGCUGAUAAAUUGAUUAAAUUGUGGCUGGUAAGACUGUUUAUGACUCCUCUAGUAAUUUAGGACUCUGACAAUAAUGACUGACAUUUUUUAAUCUAUUUGCCACUUUGGCCACUGGGUCAAGAAUUUCAUUUAAAGGGAUGUCUCUUCUUACAAUUCUGCUGUUAAGUCUAAUUCUGUUUUUUUGUUGUAGUACCGAGCUGCAACCUGACCUGAUUUAUUUUGGUUCUUUUGUAGAACAAGCUGACUGUAACGUUUUAAACUUUCACCCAGACAUCUACCAGCAAACUCUGCUUACAAAUAUAUUUGAAUAAAGAACUAAAAGGCUCUCGGUUCAUGCAGAUUCCUCCAUGAUACUUUUGUCCUUUCCGGUGUCCAUUAAGACGCACUUCUUCUUUUCAUGAUCUCUUGUACCUUAUUCAAGCUGUCAUACCUGUUUGAC